AUUACUGGGACCUGCUAGUACAAUCAGUGUACAGACCUUAUCAGAAUAUCUAUCUGGUCCAGUUGGUCAGUAUCCAGUAUCAUGGACACUACAUGGGCUGUUAUCUCAUGGAGUGUACCUAGUUAUAUUCCACCAGACUAUCCCAUUAUCACUUAUGAGAUAGGAUAUCAUAUUCUUUUUAACAGGCUUUGCUGUUCAAUGGUGAAUGACAAUGACAUUGAUAUUCAUAUGUCACAUCUCUAUAAUUCAACCAGUGACAGUACAUUUAUUAACAUUACUGGUCUUAAUGAUAAGUCUUGUUAUAUUUUUGGUGUACGUGCAUACACUGAUAGAGGACCAGGAAACUGGAGAGUUAUUGCUAAUGAGACAUUGAUCAGUACUCAAUUUGUGACUUUAACACUAGUACAUGUACUCACUAGUACAAGUACAAGUACUAGUACUCAAGAAGUAUGCAUAGGAUCAACUAAUACAGCGUCUGAAUUUGUUGAUAAUAUUAGUAUUGGACUGGUUGCAGUGGUUGGAUUAUUAUUGAUAUCACUAGUUAUUAGUAUUAUUAUUCACAUCUACUGCUUAAUCAAGCUUAAAUCCUAUUAUACAGUCGCUAAUAAAGAAACAAAUAAAUUCAGUGUUGAUGCUAUACCAAUGCAAGCAUGUGAACCCUAUGGAAUACACAAGGCUAAAGAAAUUACAAGAGAGGCAGUAUAUGAAGAUAUCAAUGUUGAUGAAGCUAUAUAUGAAACAUAGCAACCUCUAGUAACUGCUACAACUAAUGUUUUCUGUCCUUAAUUUACUGUUACUGUAUGUGUGCUAAUAUUAAUAGUAUUUAAAGUAA
Messenger RNA from Amphimedon queenslandica, 832 nucleotides. RefSeq lists its product as uncharacterized. The transcript has 5 exons. Gene Ontology annotation, molecular function: protein binding. The record is from RefSeq and is a predicted model, not a curated record. Lineage: Eukaryota; Metazoa; Porifera; Demospongiae; Haplosclerida; Niphatidae. Bases 82 to 744 code for a protein of 220 amino acids.